This is a messenger RNA of Ruditapes philippinarum (Manila clam), 2943 nucleotides long. Its product is annotated as D(2) dopamine receptor-like. Gene Ontology annotation, cellular component: membrane. Lineage: Eukaryota; Metazoa; Mollusca; Bivalvia; Venerida; Veneridae. Gene Ontology annotation, molecular function: G protein-coupled peptide receptor activity. Gene Ontology annotation, biological process: neuropeptide signaling pathway. Bases 1241 to 2476 code for a protein of 411 amino acids. The transcript has a single exon. The record is from RefSeq and is a predicted model, not a curated record.
AAAACGACGAAAAAGAUAGUUUUCCCUAGUGUACUGCUUUCUUUAAAACUAUCGAAAUAAAAUUGCGUCAUUGGGUACCCACUGUAAGCAUAAAACGCAAAAUGCAAAGUCAGUGAUUCCUAGGCGGCUAGGUUAAACUUUAUAAUGGUAGAAAACAACAACAAAUGUGUGGAAAUUAUUAAGUCAUUUGAAUUCAUUGUUUUACUGAUUAAGUGAGGCUAUUUUGCACUACAUUAUUUCACACAGAAGCCACGUACAUUACGAAGUCAAUUCAGGUAUAUAUAAUUACAAGCUUUGAGCAAUAGACAUGUAUCGCAUAUGAUCAAGGGAGCAUAUUGAAAUCGUAUUUAUCACCUGCGGUCUGAUAUAAAAGAAAUUUAGAAAACCUUUAUACCUGGCAUUAUUCUAGAUUUUUGUGAGACAGAAGAAACAGCCUUCGUUCUGACAACAAUGUAGCGCCUGAUCUAUAAAAAAACUUUUAAAGAGAACUAUUCUAGUACAUUGGUUUUGUGUUUUGUCUACAUAUCAAUUCAUAUUGAAAUGCGUUUCAUCAUACUACAUUUGAAUAUUCAACAAGUGGUCGAAUAAACAAUGUAUGAAUUAUAUAAAGAUAUUUAUGAUCUAGAACAAAUUUCACUUUUCUCAUAAUAUUUACAAGUUUUCAUGUUUUAUCCUUGAUAUAUUAUACAUAUGAACGCCAUUGACAGUUGUUAGAUAAAAUUAACCAAUUGUUUAAGGUCAUUAACACCUGGUAUAGUUUUGUGUAGCAUUUAAAAUGGUUGAUGAUAACUAUUUCGUAAUAUAAUGACAAAUAGUGGUAUUGGUAUAGAUGUAUCAAAGAAGGAUUUUUGGCAAAGCAAAAUACACAAGGAAAAAAAGGUAUUGUUUUAUUUUGUUCAUCCUGUUUCGAGCUAUGAAUAAUUAAUGUAUCGUCUUUCCGUCCGCCUUCUACGACCGACCGAGUUUCGUAUUUAGCACGUUGGUAUCUGUAUGUAUCACAUAUUACAAAGAGCUGUAUAUUUUUAUUUGAAGACUCACGAUCGAAACAAUAAAAGAAAUGUUUACUCAUUGAAUGGAGUUUUUAAUGGAUGAGAAAUACAAUUAUAGUACGUUUUAGUUACUAACAAUUAAUUGUAAGAUGAAGAACCAUUGAUAAUUCUGUGUGAUAAGCAAAAACGUUGGCAACAUGCAGCAGUUGUAAGCAUCGAGCUUCCAAACAUCGAAACAACCGUGUAAGGCAAUGAUGGUCUUUCAAAAUGAUUCGGUUACUCUGAAUGAGUUAAACAACGAGGAAGUAAAACGACAGAUUCCACUGAUGAUUUAUCUUAUUGUUAUAAGUAUGAUCGGAAUUGUGGGAAAUUCGUUGGUAUGCUAUGUGUUUGCAAAGAAUGUAAGCAGGUCUACAUACCGCAUCUUUGUAACAUUUGUAUCUUCGGUUGAUUUGUUUACAUGCUGUAUAUGUCUUUCGCUACAUUUCGUCAUGCAGUUUUAUAGAUACACUUACGAUAAUAAAUGGAUAUGUAAGAUUUCGAUUUCAAUGAAUACAUGGACAACGAUGACAUCUUGCUUCGUCCUACUGUGUAUUGCAUUUGACAGAUUCAGAAAAGUUUGCUACCCUUUGAAUUGGCAAGUUUCACUUAAAGCAGCAAAAUAUAUGUGCCUGGCAUCAGUAGGUGUUGGACUGGCUUGUUCUUGGAUUUCUGCAAUUAUUUAUGACAUAAAAAAAGAAAAACAUAAAGUUUAUAAUGUUACAAUUUUUCAAUGUGCAGUUACAGAUGAUAUGAAAGAAACACUAUUUCCUUUUAUUAACAAUUUAACGUUUGCCAUCUGUUUCGUUGGAGUUUUUGUCGUCAUAUUCAGUUUCUACAGCUGUAUAGCAGUACGUAUAAGGCGACAGAUGAAAUGGAAACACAAAGGUAAGGACAAAAUUGGCACCGAAUGCAGUAAGGACAGAAUUGCCACCGAAGAGAGUAAGGACAGAAUUGACACCGAAGACAGUAAGGACAGAAUUGGUACCAAAGACAAUCGCAACCGAAUAAAAAUAACAACUGAAAUGUCUUAUGAAAUGACCGAAGAGCAAACUGGCGAAACGCUUGAAUCUGAGCAAGAUUCAAAUUUGAAUGACACCCCGGGAAAGAGAGAUAAAGAAACAGAUGUGAAAAAAAGAAAGUUCAAAGCAAGUAAAAAUAAUCGAUGUCACACUAUGAACAGGUCAAACAAAUACAAAACUUCUAAAAUCAUGUUUAUGGUGUCAUUAGCAGCUAUUGUCUCAUUUGCACCAGUAAUUUCAUUGCUUUUGACCCGUUCAUUGAACAAAACAUUUCUAGAAUCAUUGGACAACACUCAGAGAACAGUUUAUAAUUUUUUUCUGAGGUCAUAUUUUAUCAACAGUGCCGUAAACCCGCUUAUUUAUGGAAUAUUGGAUGUAAGAUUUAGAAGCUCGUGUAAAAGACUGUUUUCUUGUGAUCGUGCAUAAUUAUAAUUGACAUAAUCUUUAUAAUGUGCAUUAUAAAUGGGACUUUACAGAAAGGAUGUUGCAUAUGUGUAGGUUCAAUACUGAAUUUAGUGUUUGAAAUUAAUUUUUGUACAAUAGGAUUGCAGUAUUUCUAAUAAUCGACUGUUAAUAAAAAAAAUUAAAACACUAAGCUGGUUCAAGUUUAUUAGUACGUAUUAACAAUUUACGUCUUACCAAUUUAAUUUUGUAAUAAAUACGAGUAAUAAACUUUAAUCUACUUAAUGAACGAGUUGAAUAAAAUCAGCCAGGGCAGGCUCUUGUAGCAUGCGUGUUCAAUAAAUGUAAUAAAAGUAUGAAACUGACACUAAUUCAAUAUCCUCUAUCAAUCAUGUAAUGAAUGUUUAUAGGUUGGAUCUCAAGAACUUGUAUUACCUUAUGGUAAAUUGAUAUUACAUUGAUGUAUGUUUUUACACAAAGGGCAGCCUUUG